AUGUCCAACUACUCUACCUCCGACGACGAGUUCUACAGCUCCGCUUCCCAAGAUUCCAUGCAAAACUCGAAUGCCGAGAUCCUGACCCAAGACGACGUCGACUCGUACAACGCCUUGUCCCAGCUAAUUCUGUCUCAGCAGGCGGGCCCGGAGCCUUCCGUCACCAAGAUCUCCGACCGCUGCUUUGUGAUCGAUGGCUACAUUGUCUUUAUCAAUGCCAACGGCACCAAGACUCUGCGAAUCAAAAUGUUCAGCGUGUCAUUUCUUCACAAGUUUGAACAGGAGGCACUUUGCCAGCUCGAGACUGUGAACAUCGAGGCGCUGUACAAUUUGCACACCUGUUCCAGGUUCAUUCCCUGCACCUCCUCCAAGCUUUUCGAAUUUAUGGAGACCAAUUCUGUUUAUGUGAUGGAAACCGCCCACGGGCUACAGCUUGCAACGCGCGAGCAGAAGCCCAUGGCAAGAAAACUGGACGUAAUCCGGUUUCGUCCCCAGCUGCAAAUGUUCAAGUACCUGUACUACGCGCCUGCGCGCAAGCCGAUCAGAAUUGGAACAAGCCAGGAGUUUGUGCCAAUCACUAACACCAGGGAAGUGGGGUUCUACCGCAAGAAGCUCUGCUUGCAAAACCUGGAGUUCAGCGCCUCCGACCGCACGCUUUUGGCAGACUACCUCACCAACGACUCCGAGAAGCGCAGCCGCGUGCUUUCCGUUCUGCUCAAGUAUUACAACACUGUGUGUGCCCGUGUGGCCAAGACCGCGUUCACCACUGACCGCAACGGCCAUCAGA
This is a messenger RNA of Huiozyma naganishii CBS 8797, 787 nucleotides long. RefSeq lists its product as uncharacterized. The transcript has a single exon. The annotation marks the transcript as partial. The record is from RefSeq and is a predicted model, not a curated record. Lineage: Eukaryota; Fungi; Ascomycota; Saccharomycetes; Saccharomycetales; Saccharomycetaceae.